CAAUUAGUUUUUUUUAUUAAGUAAAUAUUUAAUUUGUAGUUUUAUUCUAAUAUAUCAAAUUAAAUAUUAUUUAAAAUGUCAACACCAUUGGGAUCAUCCACCAGUGCCAUGGAAAAACCAUGCACAAUUUUAAUUAAUUAUGACAAAGGAGAUCCACCACAAGUUAAUGAAUUUAAACAAAAUUUUGAACAUGGUACAAUCGAACAAAAGAUUGAAACAUUAAAAAAAGUUAUUCUUUAUACAAUCAAUGGUGAACCAAUUCCACAAUUACUUAUGCCAAUUAUCCUUUAUGUUAUGCCAUCAAAUGACCAUACCAUCAAGAAACUUUUACUUAUUUAUUGGGAAGUCAUCGAAAAAACUCAUUUAGGUAAAUUAAAAUCUGAAAUGAUUUUAGUAUGUAAUUCAUUAUUAAAUGAUUUAAAUCAUCCAAAUGAAUUUGUUCGUGGUAGUACUUUAAGAUUUUUAUGUAAAUUAAGAGAAGCUGAGGUUUUAGAACCAUUAGUACCAUCAGUUCGUUCAAAUCUUGAAAACAGACAUGCUUAUUGCAGAAGAAAUGCAGUUUUAGCAAUUUAUAAUAUUUACAGUCACUUUGAAUAUUUAAUUCCAGAUGCACCAGAAUUAAUUUAUAACUUUUUAUUACAAGAAAAAGAUGCAUCAUGUAAAAGAAAUGCCUUUAUCAUGUUAUUCAAUUGUGCUCCAGAUAAGGCUGUUGAAUAUCUUUCAUCAGUUUUAGAUGAAGUCCCAAGCUUUGGUGAUAUGUUACAAUUUAUUGUUGUAGAGUUAAUUAGAAAAGUUUGUAAAACUUCACCAUCUGAAAGAUCAAAAUAUAUUAAAUGUAUUUUUACAUUAUUAAACUCAUCAUCACCAGCAGUCAAAUAUGAAAGUGCAGGUACAUUAUUAUCAUUAUCAUCAGCCCCAACAGCAGUUCGUGGUGCCGCAAGUGCAUACAUUGAUUUAUUAUGUAACGAAAGUGAUAACAAUGUUAAAAUGAUUGUUUUAGACAAACUUAUUGAUAUUAAAAAGAAUCACAGCAAAAUUAUGGAAGAUCUUGUUAUGGAUAUUUUAAGAGCUUUAGCAUCACCAAACAUCGAUAUCUGCAAAAAAGUAUUAAACAUUGUUUUGGAAUCAGUCACACCAAAGAAUAUUGAUGAAAUCAUUAUGUUCCUCAAGAAAGAAAUCAAUAAAACUCAAUCAAAAGAAUUUGAUAAAGGUCUCGAAUAUAGACAUCUUUUAAUCAGAACUAUUCACGUUUCAUCACUCAAAUAUCCAGAGGUUUUAGGCAAUGUUGUUCCAUUAUUAAUGGAGUAUUUAGGCGAUAGCUACCUCCCAUCUGCAGUUGAUGUCGUUAUUUUCCUUCGUGAAGUCGUCGAAACCUAUCCAACUUUAAGAGAGUUAAUCAUUAAAAAGCUCAUCGAAAAUCUUUCAACCAUCAAAGUUUCAAAGGUCUAUCGUGUUGCUAUUUGGGUUAUUUCUGAAUAUAUCCCAACCAUUGAAGAUCUCGAAUUUGCAAUCCAAUCAGUCCAAAAUGACCUCGAAUCAAUCAUCAAACCAAAACCAGUCGAAGAAGUUUUAGAAGCUAAAGCUAAAGUUAAAACUGAAAAAGUUAGUGUUUCAAAAUUAAUCUCUGAUGGUGAUUGGUACUUAGCUUCAUGCAUUUCUAGUUCACUUACCAAAUUAUACUUUAAAGCCGAACAACUUCAAAUGCCAUCAUACGAUUUAAACAAACUUAAAGCUCAAGUUAUGUUGAUCACUUCAGUCUUAAUUAACCUCAGUAAAUCUAGUCAAGUUUCAACAUCAAAAUCUGCUUAUGAAAGAAUGCUCUCAUGUGUUCAAGUUUUAAUCGACCCAUCACCAAAAGUUAAAAAGAUUUGGUUAGAUGAUUGCCGUGAAUCAUUCAGCACCUACCUCAAAUAUUUAGUUCAAAAACAAAAUGAAAACAAAAAGAAAUCUGAAAAAGAACAAGUCAUCAAAGCCAAUAAUAUUGUUAACAUUAGACAACUCAAAUCAAAGAAAGCUUUUGGUCCAGUCGAUACCGAAGAUGAUUUACUCAAAGCUGUCGGUACUGUAGAGAUGAAUAAAGAAAGCGACGAAUACUCUAAAAUUUCACAAUUAUCUGGUUUCUCUGAUCCAAUUUAUGUUGAAGCUUACGUUAAAGUUCAUCAAUAUGAUAUUGUUUUAGAUAUCACUGUCUUUAAUCAAACUAGUGAUACCCUUCAAAACGUAACCUUAGAGUUGGUCACAUUAGGUGAUCUCAAGAUCUGCGAACGUGUUCCACCAUUUACCAUGGGUCCACGUGAAAAAACAAAUCACAAAGCAUCAAUCAAGGUUUCAUCCACUGAUAAUGGUGUUAUUAUGGGUACCAUCACCUUUGAUAUUGCAGGUUCAGUUAGCUCAAUGUCAGAUAAGAACUGUGUCAUCUUAAACGAACUCCACAUCGAUGUUAUCGAUUACAUUCAACCAGCCAAUCAUCUCUACACCGAUGUCCUCUUUAGAAACCAUUGGUUAGAAUUUGAAUGGGAAAAUAAAAUCCCAGUUAAUACCAAUAUUGGUGAUUUAGUUCAAUAUGUUCGUCACAUUAGCAAAGUUACCAAUAUGGGUAUUCUUACACCAGAAGUCCACCUUUCAAACGAAACUGGUAUUCUCUCUGCUAAUCUUUGCGCAAAGUCUGUUUUUGGUGAAGAUGCCUUAGCAAAUAUUUGUAUUGAAAAGCAAAAUGACGGUAAAAUCUCUGGUUAUAUUCGUAUUAGAGCUAAGGCUCAAGGUAUUGCUGUUUCUUUAGGUGAAAAAAUUGCAAUCAAACAAAAACUUCCAAAAGAAUCUGCUUAAGAAAUAAAAUAAAAUAAAAUAAAAAAUAAUCUUUAUAAAU
Molecule: messenger RNA, 2866 nt
Organism: Dictyostelium purpureum
Lineage: Eukaryota; Evosea; Eumycetozoa; Dictyosteliales; Dictyosteliaceae
Exons: 3
Coding region: 76-2826 (916 amino acids)
Biological process (GO): endoplasmic reticulum to Golgi vesicle-mediated transport; intra-Golgi vesicle-mediated transport; intracellular protein transport
Cellular component (GO): cytoplasm; COPI vesicle coat
Molecular function (GO): structural molecule activity
Source: RefSeq, a predicted model, not a curated record